Molecule: messenger RNA, 1234 nt
Organism: Nilaparvata lugens (brown planthopper)
Lineage: Eukaryota; Metazoa; Arthropoda; Insecta; Hemiptera; Delphacidae
Product: surfeit locus protein 1
Exons: 7
Coding region: 229-1143 (304 amino acids)
Biological process (GO): mitochondrial respiratory chain complex IV assembly
Cellular component (GO): mitochondrion; membrane
Source: RefSeq, a predicted model, not a curated record
GUCAGAUGAUAGAGAAUUCAGAACUCUGCAGCUGUUUCUGUUUCAGUUUCUACUUUACAAAGGCUAGACUUUAAGGUUAUGUUUAUUGAAUUGAAUUUUGCAUUAGUUUGUUGAAAUUAAGAUUUCAAACAAAAUGUAUAUUUAAUUUAGUGUGUAAUAUGAAUUACUGUUUUGAUAUACAAGCAGCUAAUAAAUUGAUGAAUAAUUAGCAUACUAUCAUUAACAAGUAUGGACAGGAAUAUUGCAAAGCUUUUACAGUCAACUCUGACAUUGUACAAUCGCAGGAUAAUAUGCAGUACCAGAAACAAUUCCAACAUUUUCACAAUCGUACAAAGGAAUAAAAGUCAGGGUGGAUUGAAUGUAACUGCUGAUAAAGGUACACUUUCCGGAUUGAAAGCACCGAAAAAGCCGAGAACUUCAUUUGCGACUGGUGCUCUUUUGCUGAGUGUACCGGUAAUAACGUUCUGUUUGGGAACAUGGCAAGUGAGAAGACGAGAAUGGAAGCUGAAGCUUAUGGAAGAUCUAGAAUGGAAAACGAAGCAGCCUCCUAUCGAACUUCCCGAAGAUCUUUCGGAGUUGGAGAACCUGUUGUACAGACGUGUGAAGUUGAGGGGCAGAUUCGACCAUUCGCUAGAAAUGUACCUGGGACCUCGCAGUGUCCUGCAUAACAACUCGGCUGAGUCGGCGGGCAGCGGAGGCCUCAUCUCCACCGAUGUCAGGGAGAGGACAGGGUAUCUGGUUGUUACUCCUUUCGUCCUGGCAGAUAGUGGCAAACGUAUACUAGUCAAUCGAGGCUGGGUGGUUACGAAAAUGGUACCAAAAGAGAGACGAUUGGAAGGCCAGAUAGAAGACGAGGUCGAAUUCACCGGAAUUGUCAGAGAUCACGAAGAAAGAGGAACAUUUGUCGGCAGAAACAUCAAGAGUCUGCGGAUAUUCCAUUACAGAGAUCUGAAAACGAUGUCAGAUCUGGGAGAUACUCUGCCAGUGUAUGUGGAUGCCUGUGAUGAUAGUACUGUACAGGGAGGCCCAAUAGGAGGCCAGACCAAUCUCUCGCUCAGGAACGAGCAUACUUCAUACAUCAUAACAUGGUACAGCUUGAGUGCUAUCACCUUCGUAAUGUGGUUGAAAAUGGUCUUACGAUAAGUCAAGUCAAGGCGGUUACUUGCAUUUGGAAUUGUACAUGUUCUGUAAUUUAAGUUAGUGACUAGUGAAAAUAAAAAAUCUGUUAUUCAAU